CGAGGGGCAUUGCCCAUUCUGGGUCUCUGCAGGGGAAGGAGGGACCUUGGCAUCCUUUUGUAUGGUCCACUCACUGACAGAUACAUUACAGAUAAACUCAUGGCCCUGAACUGGGUGAUACUGGACGCAAUCCGCAAUCCUGUUCCUAUACAGGACGAGACGAUUAUAACAACUGUAGACGUCGAAUGCACACUUCUCAUCCCUGAUGGGGCUCCACCGUCCACUUCUUCGGCUUCUAUGGCGGCUGGUGAUCACCCAAAGAUGAAAGAGAGUGGGAAAAUGCACUUGACAGAUAAACGACUAAUAUUUACAAGUCAUUCCGGCAGGAGUGCUAAACUCCCGUUCGAAUCGUUGACUAUACCCCUGGAGUCAAUCCUAUCGUCUAAGUUCGAGCAGCCUUUCUUCGGCUCUAACUAUCUCGUGCUCGGCGUCAGGCCGUCUGUCGGUGGCGGGCUUACCCAUGGUACGAUGCUCGAGAUACGGUCUCUCGAUACUGGUCUCUUUGCAUUCGUCAGCAUCCUUGAGAAGACGAGGGAGAAGGCCAUUUAUAUGAAGAGACGGUCGUUAGAUGAUGAAGAGAACCUGCCUGCGUAUUCAUCUAGUACGGUGGCCGGUUCAUCCCACUAUGAUGACCUGCCCCCAGGUUAUGACUCGUGAAGGUGUAGCAGUAGGUAGUCUAAGGAACUUGUACGGAACAUUUCGUUGUGUAAAUCCUUAAAAUUGUGCCAGUAACGAAUGACCAGCGCCAUGGACUCAUCAGCGUCAAACUGCUUCGAGUCCUUG
Molecule: messenger RNA, 783 nt
Organism: Pisolithus orientalis
Lineage: Eukaryota; Fungi; Basidiomycota; Agaricomycetes; Boletales; Pisolithaceae
Exons: 3
Coding region: 100-657 (185 amino acids)
Biological process (GO): positive regulation of DNA-templated transcription
Cellular component (GO): nucleus
Molecular function (GO): transcription coactivator activity; chromatin DNA binding
Source: RefSeq, a predicted model, not a curated record